AAGGAGACAUAUACUCACGAAAAUGAUAAUGACAUUGUCAAAUAGAGUCUCUUACAGCCAUACAUUUGAAGUAUAAAACCCGUACCAUGCACCAUCGUGACCCAUAUAAACUUAGAGAUCAUUAAAUCCACGGCCAUGGUCUCUUCAAUAAACCUGUCGAAAAAUGUAUGCGUGAUCGGUGGCGGUCCAUCGGGGCUUGUGGCGGCCCGGGAGCUGAGGAAGGAAGGCCAUAAGGUGGUGGUUUUUGAACAAAACCAUGAUGUUGGAGGGCAAUGGCUAUAUGAGCCUAAUGUAGAGGAUGAGGAUCCCUUAGGAAGGCAUAAUUUCUUGAAGGUACAUAGUAGUAUAUAUGCAUCAUUGAGAUUAGUUUCACCUAGGGAAAUUAUGGGGUUCACUGAUUUUCCAUUUCUAAUGAAAAAAGGGAGGGAUAUGAGGAGAUUCCCUGGCCAUAAGGAGCUUCUUUUGUACUUAAAAGAUUUUUGUGAAUGUUUUGGAUUGAAAGAAUUGAUAAGGUUUAAUGUUGUGGUUGAGAAUGUGAAGAUGUUGGAUUAUCCUAUUCUACAUAAGGAUUUGAGGUGGAUUGUGAAAAGUAAAGAGAAAACUACAGAGAAGGCGGUGGAGGAAGUUUAUGACGCGGUGGUUGUGGCCACCGGCCACUACUCUAAGCCGAGGUUGCCAAAAAUUAAAGGAAUGGAUGCAUGGAGAAGAAAGCAAAUACAUAGCCACAUUUACAGGGUACCAGAACCAUUUCGAAAUGAGGUGUUAGUGGUUGUUGGAAGUUCAUUAAGUGGGCAGGACAUAUCCAUGGAGCUUGUAGAUGUGGCAAAAGAAAUUCACCUAAGUGCGAAGUCUAUUAAUAUUUCAGAAGGCUUAUCAAAAGUAGUCUCUAAAUAUGAUAAACUGUACCUUCAUCCUCAGAUUGAUUCAUUGCAUGAAGAUGGAAGGGUUUUGUUCAUAGAUGGCUCAUGGCUGAUUGCAGACACUAUUAUAUACUGCACAGGGUACUCAUAUUCAUUUCCAUUUCUUGACACCAAAGGCAUGGUAGUAGUUGAUGAUGAUAGGGUGGGACCCCUCUAUGAACACACAUUUCCUCCUUCACUAGCCCCUUCCCUAUCCUUCGUUGGCAUCCCAAGAAAGCUUAUAGGGUUUCCUUUCUUCGAAUGCCAAGCAAAAUGGAUAUCUCAACUAUUGUCUGGGAAAACAACAUUGCCAUCAUUUGAUGAAAUGAUGCAGUCUAUUGAGGAAUUUUAUUAUUCAAGGGAUGUUGCUGGCAUUCCAAAGCACAAUACUCAUGAUCUUGCAGAUUUUGAGUAUUGUGAUAAAUAUGCAGAUUACAUUGGUUUUCCACAUUUGGAAGAAUGGAGGAAAGAACUCUGUCUUUCAGCCCUAAAAAGUUCUGAUGUCAACUUGGAAACUUAUCGGGAUUCAUACGAAGGCGAAGAGAUGCUUAAAGAGGCAUAUGAAAGCCCGCACUUCAUUCAGCUCAAGGCCGAGGCUUUCAUCCAUGAGGCUCACAUGCCGACUUCUAUGCCAAUAUGAGUAGUUUAAUUCAUUACUACUUCGUGAUGGCGUUUGAAAUUGUUUUUGCAAUUUUUCUUAUAAACUUUUUUGUAAAGUACUUUAGCCUUUGCACAGUUUAUGAAGCUUGCUCAGUAGGUACCAAGGAAAAAAGGAAGUCAUCUGUGAAGGCUGAAUUAUUUUAUUUUUUAUCACAAAUUCCAUAUUUAUUAUAUAUAAAUUAAUUGUUUUUAUUAUUUGUAAUUGCAAAAGCUCAAGAAGAUACUC
Messenger RNA from Olea europaea var. sylvestris, 1785 nucleotides. RefSeq names its product flavin-containing monooxygenase FMO GS-OX-like 9. NCBI's taxonomy places the organism in Eukaryota, Viridiplantae, Streptophyta, Magnoliopsida, Lamiales, Oleaceae. The transcript has 7 exons. Bases 136 to 1539 code for a protein of 467 amino acids. The record is from RefSeq and is a predicted model, not a curated record. Gene Ontology annotation, molecular function: flavin adenine dinucleotide binding; N,N-dimethylaniline monooxygenase activity; NADP binding.